Eubalaena glacialis (North Atlantic right whale) is the source of this 452-nucleotide messenger RNA. RefSeq names its product forkhead box protein D1-like. The record is from RefSeq and is a predicted model, not a curated record. The transcript has 3 exons. Lineage: Eukaryota; Metazoa; Chordata; Mammalia; Artiodactyla; Balaenidae. The coding region runs from base 1 to 417 and encodes 138 amino acids.
AUGAAGCUGGAAGGGAGCCUGCCGUGCAGGGUCGCGGCCCGGACCAGACGUCCUCCUCCUCCUCCUCCUCCUCCUCCUUCUCCUCCUCCUCCUGCUUCUGCUCCCAGACAGAGAGAAAGACACUGCAGAGCGCAGAGGGCACCCCGGACAGGGCGCUCGCAAGGAGUUGCCUCCCGGAGCCUGAGUGCUCCGGGGCUGCCAAGGGCUGGCGCGCUGGCCGCGCUCCGCUGCGGCGAGCAGGCUCAGCGGGCCCGGGAAGUGAUCAAUACAAGUGGAAAGUGCUGCGGCUGCGGCGGCGGUGGCGGCGGCGGCUGCGCUCGGUGCCAGGCGGCAUCUGGGCUCCAGACAGCCCCAGACAGCAGUGGUUCAGUUCACUACAUAACUGGAUAUAAUUUAAUGGAGUUAAUUGGUCCCUGAAGCUGCCUGUAGAAGACUUUUAUAUUCUAGCUCAA